AUGUCACAACAGCAAUUUAACGAAUUUGUUGAAGCAUUUAUUAGGAGCCAGGAAACUGUCAAUACACAGCUUGCUAAAAUCCUUCAUCAACAAAACACCCAGACACAAACCGUAACCGAAGGUGUAACUUACAUUUAUAAACCUCAAUAUACAAAAGGGUUAUUAAAAGAUGCAGUGCUUUAG
This is a messenger RNA of Dentiscutata heterogama, 183 nucleotides long. The record is from the annotation of a GenBank genome assembly. NCBI's taxonomy places the organism in Eukaryota, Fungi, Glomeromycota, Glomeromycetes, Diversisporales, Gigasporaceae.